This is a messenger RNA of Thecamonas trahens ATCC 50062, 4254 nucleotides long. RefSeq lists its product as uncharacterized. Bases 8 to 4150 code for a protein of 1380 amino acids. Gene Ontology annotation, cellular component: membrane. The transcript has a single exon. The record is from RefSeq and is a predicted model, not a curated record. Lineage: Eukaryota; Apusomonadida; Apusomonadidae. Gene Ontology annotation, biological process: cell communication.
AGCUCAGAUGCACCCGAUCAAUAUGGGCAGGACAAUACUUCCUGUUGAUCGAGCAGGCAUGCGAGUUGUUUGCGCAAAGCUCGUUAUGGUGGUUGUCGUGGUCAUGGCCCUUGCAGGCAUCGCCCAUGGAGACGGCACAAACGUUUUGGGUGUGACGCAGGCGCUCCAGAGCUCAACGGUUAUGUAUGUGGACAUUGUUGAUCCCACGACGGAGCGGAUUUCUUGGAUGGGCUCGGGCACGCUCAAGAUCUACACGCCCGGAACGUCGACCCAGGAAGGGAGCCUAGUGUGGAGCGGCUCGCCGUCGCCGCCGGCGUUGUACACCCCGACGAUGGCAGGAAUGUACGGGCUGGUGGUGAGCGAAGACCAGGUGUACAACACGCCAUGGGACAUCGACGUGUACUCGACGACGACGUCGGCAACGAUGGGCGGGCGGCUGUGGAGCUACCAGUGGAAUCUGCGCGCAGGAUCGUUCAGCCAAUCCGACGCCGUCGAUGCCUCGGUCUGGGCGAUCUUCUCGACUGUUCUAGGCCUCAAGCUUGUGGAGACACGGUUCGAGGGCCUCGCUGGUUUCGCAUACUCACUCGUCGGCUCAACAGUCGGCAUCGCGUCGGCCACGCCGCAGUACAAGUCGGUGAUGCAGAGCGGGAACACGGUCUCGCCCGAAGUCCGGCUCUACAUCAAUCAGCCGGGGCACAUCACACUCUCGCCAGACGUCCCGUUCAUCAACUUUCACGGCAUCCGCUUCAUCACGCUCGGCUGCGGCAACUUUUAUUCAAAGUGCGAGAACGUGGUGAGCGACAAGCUCCACGUCCAGUUUAUGUUUGAGACCAAUGCCGCCGGCGGGCGCUAUCGGGUGGUGUGCGAUACGGAUCAGGAUGGCAUCUUUGACUUUGUGCGCGAGACCGAUACGGCGCUGCUCGGCGCGACAGUCAACGGCACUAACUACGUCGAGUGGGACGGCCGCGACGAUAGUGGCGCCACCGUCUCACCCGGCAACUACCAGUGCAAGGUCUACGUCUACCUCACCGAGAUGCACUUCCCCAUGAUCGACAUCGAGACCGUUUACCCGGGCCUCCGCAUGUACGAUCACUCCACGGGCUCGCCGGUGGCGCAGACCAUGUACUGGAACGAUGCCGCGGUCGGCGCGCCGGUCAACAUGCCCAAUGGCCAGCCGGGUGCCACCAACUCGGGAUGCUGUGGCGUGUCAUCGGGCGCAUCGUCAGAUGCGACGGUGCCCAACACCAAUGCUCGCGCAUGGGGCAACUUCGACUCGGGCACCAAAGGUGAUCUUGCCAUCCUCAACACCUUUUCACUUGUCGAUCCCGUCAUCUCGAGCGAGUUUACCAUCUCGGUCGGCCAGCCGUCGAUGUGUGAGACCGCAGAGCUGUAUAUCAUCGACACGGUGGUGGAGGAGGCCAACUCAGGCACGCCGACGGUCACCGUUCCCAUCGCUGUUUCGUCGUUCAUUGCGUCGGACGUGACACUCGCGUACGCCACCGUCGAUGGCACCGCCACCGCGGCCGACAGCGACUACACGCCAGCCAGCGGAACAAUCGUCAUUCCAGCCGGCGACUUUUGCAACUCGAUCACCCUCACGGUUGGCGGCGACACUGCCGUCGAGUCGGACGAGUGGUUCUUUGUCGACAUUUGGCAGGUCGCCGGCCCGGCGAUCAUCAUCGUCGAGCCAAGAGCCAACGUGACGUUGCUCAACAACGACUUUCCGCCGCCGCCGCCGCCAUCGCCGCUCCCGCCACCGCCAUCGCCGCCGCCGCCAUCGCCGCCGCCGCCAUCGCCGCCUCCCCCACCACCGCCAUCGCCGCCACCACCGCCGCCGCCGUCGCCGCCACCGCCGUCGCCACCACCGCCGCCACCGCCAUCGCCACCGCCGUCGCCACCGCCAUCACCUCCCCCGCCGUCGCCGCCACCACCUCCUCCCUCGCCCCCGCCGCCACCGCCGCCGGCUGUAGUCCGCAUGGCAGCAGCAACUCUGGCUGUCACUGAACCAUCGUUCGGCACUCAAGCGCUGAGUGUGUUCAUCACGCUCAGCGCACCGUCGCCGUCACCGGUUACCGUCGACUUGGCCACAUCGAUCCCCAGCGAGUCGAGAGCAACCGCAGCCGACCUCGUCCUCACGCAAAGCACGAUUGUCAUUGCCGCCGGUGACACCAGCGGCACCUUUACGGCCACUGUUGCUGCCGAUGACUGGUACGACGACGGCGAGACGUUUGCAGUGACGCUCACCGGCGUCUCUGGCCCGGCGGUCCUCGACUCGAGCGCGACGACCACCACCGUCACUAUCAACGACUCCGGACCCGAGCCAGUCCUGACUGCGAUCGUGAGCCAGCAGUUGGCGGCAGAAGGCAGCGCUGGCGAGGAGCACUCAGUCACCAUCCAACUGGAGCUCUCACGUCCCGCAGAGCCUGCGCUCAGCGUCGCUAUCUCCAUGACGGAUGACUCGGAGGCCAAACUCGGGGAGGAUGCCAAAGUCGGAUCCGUCUCGGCGCGGGCGGACGGCGAAGAGACAAUCACGAUUCCGGCUCUCGCCACUGCGCACAACAUGAGCAUCAUCGUCAUCGGCGACCGUGACUACGAGAUGGACGAGGAUCUUAGGCUCGUGCUGGAUCUGAGCGCUCUCAACACUCCGCCCGCGACCGUCACAAUUGUGAUUCCCAAUGAUGAUACUGAGCCCGAAGUCGAUGUUGAGGCAGACGACACCGAUAUGAGCGGUUCAGUGGUGGCAUCGUUCCGCAUGGUCAACAUCACAGUGCUGCUUGCGGCGCCAAGCUAUGAGGCCGUGGUCGUCUUUAUGGACAUCACGCUGCUGCAGGGCGACGACCCGUUGUACGCCACAGACGCGGACAUCAUUGGCUUCACCCCUGUCGACGGAUCGUACACGACAACAAUCACCAUCCCUCCCGGCCAGACCACGGUCGUGGUUCCAAUCUACCUCCACGAAGCCAAAACGGCGCGACCGAUGAAGACGUUCAACGUUCAGGUCACAUCCGUGGUCAACGGCGAGCGGUCUGAGCGCGCAGCAACACCCCUGCAAGUCAACAUUCCCAGCUACGAGCCGGACGGAAACUCGAACUCGAACGCAAGCACGGAGUUUGGAGACAAGAUUGGCAACUGGUGGUGGAUGCUCAUCCCCAUCUGCGCCAUCUUCAUCACCUGCUUGUGCUGUUGCUGGCUCGCACUGGCCUGCUACAACGAUGAUGAUGAAGAAGCUCCAGUCGUAAUGGAGCAAGCGCCCGAGGCAGCAGCAGCUGAGGGUGACACCCAGCCAGCCAACAAGCCGGUGCGAGUUCGGAAGCGUGUCAAGCGACGCAAGAACGGCGAUGUGAGCCAUGACGCUCAAGGCGCGGGCAUGACAGCCACACAGAUGUCCACACUUCACCCAGCAGCAGCUGUCGAUGACCACGAGUCCGUCUCAUGCGGCACGUUCUCGUCGUCGUCGUCCUCACUCGCGCACUCUGAGGGCAAGAUCCGUGGCCCGGCGCUGAUCAACAUCUCCGGUCUUGGCGACCACGAUUUGUCGCCUCUGUUCUCCGCAGAAAGCCACGAAGACAUGACAGCGGCUGCCCCGGAGCGGCUGUCGCGGCGUGGGAGGCGGCGGUCUCUCCUUGCGCACGACGAUGACGAAGCAGCCAAGAUUCGGGCCAUGCGGGCGGCGCCGCGGCGACGGUCAGUGUGUGCCGAAGCGAUGGCGCGCCCCAAGACCGAGCCCGAUGCAGUCGCGAUGCCCGCUACUGCGGGCGCCAACUAUCGGCGAGUUCGGCGGCGGUCGAUCGCACACGGCUCCACGCUCGGCGUUUCGCACGGUCCGCGGUUGACGAGCGCGACACGCCCGCGCUCGCGCUCGCGCUCGCCAUCUCAGGACGUUUCCGGUGAACGGCGGUUCGCAGGUCAUAUUGCGGCACUGCGGCGGCGAUCGGUAACCGGCACAGUUGAGCCGUCACACGCGAGCUUCAUGCCUGCGCCGCGGGUCCACACCGCCAGCAAGCGGAACACGGGGCGCUCCGCAUCGCGGGCCAAGAGCCCGGCGUCGCGGAUCCAGCAGCGGACCAAGAGCCCGACGCGAUCGGCGGCACACGUCAGCGUCGAGCCGGACGACUUUACGGCCUCGCUCAACAACUACCGGAUCUCGUAACCGAGCUGGCGAUACGCGAAGGGUUACAGACCCGGCAGCUCACUGCGAAGCCUCUCUUUAUCUUUUUACCCACACAUCAUUAACAUUCCUUUCCCUCCUCCACA